AGGUCCUCGUCAACGCCGCUGCAAUUUCGUUCAGGCUGAGCACACAGGAAGGAAAUUUUGCUCUCUUCUCAUCAUCAGCUAUGGCCGAGGUGAUUCAUCUCAGCAAUCAGAGACCAAGUAAUUGUUUUCCCUUUUAAGAUAGUGACAUUUUGUAUUAUAUGGCCACUGGAAGACAUAUUCCAUCAAUGUAUGAGGGGCAUUCUACUCCUGCUGCAGGAAUGGCAUCUCAUGGUUUGUUGCCUGCUGCACAUCACUCCAUGGGUUCACUUCCUCUUCAUGACAUCUUGGAGAACAGAUUAGGUUCCCAAGCAGCAGAAAUAGAGCAACUUGUUACGGACAAUCAUCAAUUAGCAUCUACUCAUGUGACCUUGAGGCAGGAUCUUGCUGCAGUUCAUGAGGAAAUAGAGAAACUCAGAGAACAUGUUAGAAGUAUUCGAACUGAAAGUGAUAUUCAGAUUCGGGUCAUAUUGGAUAAGAUGGCAAAAAAGGAAGAGGACAUUCAAGCUUCUGAUAGUAUCAAGAAGGAUCUACAACAAUCCCUUGAUGAGGUGCAGAAAUUAGUUACAACUAAUCAGGAGUUGAGUGCUAAAAUAAAGCAUACUACUGAAGAAUUGGAGAAAGCUCGUUUAGAAGUCAAGAAGUUACCAGAAAUGCACACUGAACUUGAAAACUUGCAGCAAGAACACCAACAGUUACGCAAGACAUUUGAGUAUGAGAAAGGUCUAAACAUAACGAAAGUUGAACAAAUGAAACUUAUGGAGAUCGACCUGGUUGGCAAGGCUACAGAAGUGGAAAGAUUGCGGACUGAGGUGUUAAAUGCAGAGAGGAGAGCUCAAGCAAUCAACUCAUAUGGUCAGCCUUAUAUGCACCCAACUCCUCCAAUACAUGCUAGCAUGUUGUAUAUGGAUGGCUAUGGAAGGCCUCAUUCACAAAUGGGCAUUCACUCUACAGGAGGCACUGCUGGAACUGCCGUCCCUCCAAAUCCUGCCUGGGGACGAGGACCAUAUUAAGCUUCACAUGCUAGGCAGUAAGUAAAUUGCAUUGCCUUGGGGCUUCAGCUGGAGAUGAUCUCCCCCUUUACUAACUACAGGUGUGCCUGAUUGUUUUUACAUCUUCCCAAAUGCUCUGUCGGGCCGGGAUGUUAGGCCUUUUGGGGAAGGUGUGCCUGAUUGUCGUGUGACGUCCCUGAUUGUUACUCAUGUAAAUUCUAUCUAAGCUUUAGUGAUUGAUGGUAUUAAUACCAAAUAACUGAAGGAUAUUAAUGAACUGUGAUAUAGGAAAAUGCUAGCCCGGAGCAAGUGUUGUGUUUUA
Ipomoea nil (Japanese morning glory) is the source of this 1311-nucleotide messenger RNA. RefSeq names its product protein FLX-like 4. NCBI's taxonomy places the organism in Eukaryota, Viridiplantae, Streptophyta, Magnoliopsida, Solanales, Convolvulaceae. The transcript is spliced from 4 exons. Bases 159 to 1010 code for a protein of 283 amino acids. The record is from RefSeq and is a predicted model, not a curated record.